AGCAAAUGUGCUAUAUUUAUCGUCUUAUCAACCCACUUGUUGUAGACAAGCCAAGCGAUAUGCUGUCCGCUCUUCCCGGGCAGCUGGUGCACGUGCCCAACGUCCACGGCGUCGACGUCCCUGCGCACGUGGUCGAGGCAACGCCCCGCAGCACGCGUGUUCGCUUUGACGACGACCAGUCGGUCGUGGCCGUCACGUCGUUCAAGAUGGUUUAUGCUCCCGGGGCAUUCCUUUUAAAAGACGCCGCGACGAUCGUCGGCGCCGACGUCGAGGUGACGCAACCCGACGGCGCGACCAAGCGCGGUGCCGUCAAGCAGUUUCAUGCGGCGACGCAGUGCCAUCUCGUGCGCUACGAGGCCGGUGGGAAAGACUGGAUCGACCUCGACAAGUGCCACUUCAAGGUCUGCGUUGCCUGUGCGCCGUCACCGUGGUACGUGGCGGGUGCUGAGAUCGAGCUCUACUCGCUGCGCGCACCGCACACUUUUCAAGAGGGCGCCGUCGUCUGCCGCCACUUUGGCGCGACCGCGAGCCUGUACAACAACAGUCGAGGGACCUUUGAAAUGCAGCCCGCGACGACGCCGCACAAGGUCGUGCUCCACGGCCUCCACGGCGGGCGCGAUAUCCCCGCGGGAUCCUGCGUCGAAAUUUACAGCACCAGCCAUGGCACCUUCCGCACUGGCCACGUUUUGAAGCGAGCCUCGCAAGGCGCGCUCGUGCCCCUUCGGUUUCUCGACAGCGACACCCUCGAGUGGGUCGACCUCUCGAGCAUGACGCUAAAACUCGUACUGUUUCCUGGCCAGCGCCCCGUCACAACGCUCCUGUCACCGCGCGGGUUUUCGUUUCCGACACUGCCGCCAGGCACGCAUGUCGACGUCUACCGCGACGGAGGCUAUUGCAAAUGCUCGGUGGUCGCUGCCACGACCGCGCAUCACGUCUACGAGAUUCGAGAUGCCCGAACCGACGCGCUCUUCCGCCUCGACCUUGCGCGCGCCAAGUGCAAAGUGCGCAUUCCUCAUUCGGCCGACCUGGCGCUCUUUCGCGACUUUGUCGUCGAAGUGUACGUCAAAGCCGCCCGACGCGUCGACACGGGGCGCGUCAGCGACGCGAAUGUAUCCACCAAAAUGCUGCAGAUCCGCUACGACGGCGGCCGCACCGACUGGGUGCACAUUGCAACAACCAAAGUCAAAGUCCGACUCCCCAGAGACAGCGAUGCUACCCCCGAAAGCCUAGCGGUCGCUACGAAGGGGACCAAACCACCGCUCUUGCGCGCGCAGAGCUCGACGCACGUGCUUCCGUCGCCUCCGCGCCCCUCACUCCUGCGACGCGCCGUCUCGUUUACGCGCAGCUUGCAGCGAACGCCGCUCGCGCUGCAACGGCGGGCGUCCAUCACGCCCAGAAAAGACGCCGAGUGGAAGAUGCACAUUGACCCGGCGACCCACCGAACGUGUUACGUUCACGUGCCGACCGGGCGUCAGCAGUGGCAACCGCCGCCCGACGCCGACCUCCACGAGCUCCAGUGGCUCGAGCCCGAGCCGUACGAAAUCGCGGCAGAUGUGAGCCCAAUCCAGAUCCCGGUCGGGCCGCUCGAGGCCGUGCGCCAUAGUCGUCAAACGGGUCUGAGCACUGUGUCAUAACAACAAUCAAUUAGUUGACGCGCAUUGCGACCCAGCGGUCCGAGCAGACCCCGGGGCUCUCGUCGUCGUCUACGUCCAAGCAAAACUCGAGGUACUCGAACACCAUGGGGAGGGCAAGGAGGGGCGUCAUAUCUUCGUCGGGGCCUGUCGAGAGCCGCCAUCCCGCGACCUGCGCGUCAAAGAGCUCCGUGCGGCGCAUCGGCGGCACCUUGUGUAGCGGCGCGCCUGUCGCGACAGUGCCGCAGCACUCCCACGAGACGCUGCGCGCCCGCAGAAAUCGUCCGACGACAUCGUCCUCGGGCGUGUGGUGCGAGUCGAGAAACGCGACGGCGCGCAAGGACGCGAGCGACGGCGGG
Saprolegnia diclina VS20 is the source of this 1990-nucleotide messenger RNA. RefSeq lists its product as hypothetical. The coding region runs from base 6 to 1634 and encodes 542 amino acids. The transcript has 3 exons. The record is from RefSeq and is a predicted model, not a curated record. NCBI's taxonomy places the organism in Eukaryota, Oomycota, Saprolegniomycetes, Saprolegniales, Saprolegniaceae.